AUGGCGGUCGUGGAAAAACCCAAAAUCUCCCUCCAAAGCGUGGGCCAAUCCUCAGGCCUUCCUUCCCCCAGCACGCAAAAGUGGCAGGGAAAAGCCAACGCCGGUCUUCUCCUGCCGUUCCCUCCCAUUUCCUUUCUUCCUUUUUGUUUAAACAAUUCGUGCUCGAAAUCCAAAUUCAACCUUCCUCCUCCCUGAGUCUCCUCCCCCUUAUAUAACAACCCCCAUAAGCUUGGAGGCCUCGCCAUGGCAUUCUCGCCCCCCUCUGGCGCCGACCCACCUUUCCUUUACCGGCUCUCGCGGUCAAAGCUGCGAUCUUUCUCGCUCCCUCCAUGGCCUCCUUCGACCCCUCGACCCCUCUCCCCUCGCCCGCAUCUGGGUCUGCUCCGGUCCGGGCGCAUGUCGCCGCCAGCGGCGAGGUCCACGUCAUCGUCGGCCCCAUGUUCGCCGGCAAGACCACCGCCCUCCUCCGCCGCAUCACGUCCGAGCUCGCCAGCGGCAGGAACGUGGCUAUAAUUAAGUCGAGCAAGGACACGAGGUAUGCGACUGAUUCGGUGGUGACCCAUGACGGAAUGAAGUUUCCGUGCUGGGUUUUGUCGGAUCUGUCGUCGUUUAGACAGGAGUUCGGAGAUGACGAUGCCUAUGAGAAGCUUGAUGUGAUUGGCAUUGAUGAAGCUCAAUUCUUCGAAGACCUUUAUGAUUUCUGCAGCACAAUUGCUGAUCGUGACAGGAAAAUUGUCGUUGUUGCAGGCCUUGAUGGCGAUUACUUAAGAAGGAGUUUUGGUUCUGUUCUUGAUGUAAUACCGCUUGCUGAUACUGUGACCAAGUUGACAGCUCGAUGUGAAAUUUGUGGUGGGAAGGCCUUCUUUACAUUGAGGAAGACACAGGAGACACGGACUGAACUGAUUGGUGGGGCUGACAUCUACAUGCCAGUUUGCCGUCAACACUAUGUCAACGGACAAACUGAUGCAGAAGCUGCAGGAAUCCUAAUGAAUUCUAGACUUAGGACUGAUUUCUUUCUUGAGGCAGCUUCAGAGGUUUAGUCACAUGUAAAUUGCUACCCUGUAAAUCAUUAAUACGGAUUAUUACCUAUAACAUCCGGUGUUGUGAGCUCUAUGAAAGGAAUAAUCUAGGUCCUUUCUGUUUCUUUCCUUACUUUCCAAUGUCAUAAUCAUUCCUUUAGUGUAUCUGUAAUUAAUCAUAGUAUACAAUCAUGUGCCUUUUGGCAUUAACAUUUAAUUUGAUAUUGUUGGAGCAA
Messenger RNA from Syzygium oleosum, 1255 nucleotides. RefSeq names its product thymidine kinase. Gene Ontology annotation, biological process: thymidine metabolic process. Gene Ontology annotation, molecular function: thymidine kinase activity; ATP binding. The transcript has 4 exons. The record is from RefSeq and is a predicted model, not a curated record. Lineage: Eukaryota; Viridiplantae; Streptophyta; Magnoliopsida; Myrtales; Myrtaceae. Bases 330 to 1040 code for a protein of 236 amino acids.